Dracunculus medinensis (Guinea worm) is the source of this 1461-nucleotide messenger RNA. The record is from the annotation of a GenBank genome assembly. Lineage: Eukaryota; Metazoa; Nematoda; Chromadorea; Rhabditida; Dracunculidae.
AUGAUAUAUGCCCCUACAUCUCGAGCAAUAGAACGAGAACAGUUAAUACGACUUGUCGAACAGUGGAACGAGAAUCGUCUUGAUUUGUUCAGUUUGAGCUAUCCUAAUGAGGAUCUUGAAAUUCAUGGCGUUAUGCGAUUCUAUUUUCAAGAAUCAAAGACAAAAGUUUCGACGAAAUGCAUUCGAGUUUCGAGCACGGCGACUACUCGUGCUGUUAUCGAAGCACUUGUUGAUAAAUUUCAUCCAGAUUUGAAAAUGUUAUCAAAUCCUGAAUAUACUAUAUGGGAAGUGCAUGAAAAUGGUGAAGAAAGGCUACUGACACCAGAAGAAAAGCCGCUGCUUGUUCAAUUAAAUUGGCAUAAAGAUGAUCGUGAGGGACGGUUUCUUCUUAGGCAGCAGUCCUGUGUGACCAUUCCUUUCAUGGCCCUUCAGGUUGGUAAUGCUGAAAAUAUGGAUAACAUGCACCGAAAUAACAAGAGGUUUUCGAAAAGAGAAAAAAAAGAACUGAAAAAAAAAUAUCAGCAAGCCUUGCCUUUGGAAUCUGAAAAUGCAGCAUGUGAAUUAUAUAAGGCGAUACCUCCUACAACUUUCACCAGAACAUUAUCGAAUCCAGAAAUUGUUAUGAAAAAGCGUAGAGAAAGAAAAAUUGAAGCAAAAUUAAAAGGAAUGGGUCAAGGAGGAAGUUUAAAAAUUUAUGGUUAUGACCUCGUUCCUAGUCGGCCCUAUGUUACCCUCUUAGUAUCAGUUCGAGAUCAAGCUUGCAAAAUAGUCAAAGAGACGUUAGAGAAAUAUGGAUUGGAGAAGGAGAAUUGCGAUGAUUAUAUUCUUGUUGAGAUAUCCCUUCCUGCAUCUGGUAAACUGACGCGUUCACUGAGUGAUCUUCGUGAUAUUAACGAUGGGCGUCAUGAGCGAUACCUAAAUGACGAUGAACUUCCACUUAUAUAUUUAGCUGAUCAUGCUGGCGAUGCAUCGAAAGAGAUUAUGUUUGCUGUUCGCAAACGUCCAUCAAAUAUCCCAACUAUUAGACGUUUUCAUGGCUCGCUUUCUUCCACGAAUUUUGCAUUUGGAGUUUCUAAGGAUUCGGUUGCAUUAUCUAGCGAUUUUCACUCGUUAUCUUCUGAAAAUAGUUUGUUACGAGCAGUUAGUCCAUGCCUCGUUCAUCUUACUCCAGAUGGUAAAGAGUUAGCGUCAUAUUUGCCAAUACUGAUCGGUCCAUUUGUGACUGAUAUUGGUGGUGAUCAUUCGAUGAAAAUUCAUUUAACUGGAGAACAAAUUCGACCAAGGCAUGCUGUUAUAAACUUCAGUAAUGGAAUCGUCACUAUUACGCCAUCUGUUUUAAAUGCUGAAAUUGAGGUUAAUAAUCAGCGGAUCUCUCAAACAGUUAUGCUUCGUGACGGUGAUAUCGUAUGUAUUGGGCGAAUAUACAAUUUUCAAUAUUAUAAUUCUCAGGUGAUUUUUUGA